CAAAUGUGAAAGGGACAGUUGUUGCACAGCAAAUAACAGCAGAGUUAAUGCAAUAGAGGAGUAAUUAAAUUGAACAAACUGUGGAAAUCAAAAUAAAGUUUAUAUUGAGAAUUUUUUUGGAUAGUCUAGCUGAGAGGAAAUGGAGCGUGCUGGGCUUAUGAUAUGAUACAAUAAUAUUUAUGAAUGAAAUUGUACAAUUUCGCGUCCCUCACUUGUGAACCAUUGCAUUGAAAACUGGUUCCCUUCUUUUUCUAUUGGGGUGCCAAGACUGCCACAUUUAGACUGGAAGCUUUGUCGCAAUAAGUCACACUCACAAUAAUUCAUUCGGCAUAACUUGGAUAAAUUUUUCAUGGUAUGAACUGGCCAUGAUUUACAUUUGUAAGGGAUUUUCCUCUAGAUUAAGUUGCUUGGAGGCCUUGGAGUUUGUUUGUCUUUUUUCCAGUUUGUUUUGUGAGCUGAAUUGUGCCACAGGUUGAUCUGUGUUGUGCAAGUGGGUGAAUGGUCUUUGUGUGCUGGGUUAAGUUUAGAUGGUCUUCAAUCUCUUCCAAUGUAAUGGUUGCAUAAGACCCAUUAGACUUAUGCACAAUGUUCGCUACUUCAGUUUGAGAAUUUUUCAAAAAUCACUUUGUUUAGGUAUUCAAGGUUGUGGUCAUCUCAGUUGUAUACAGUUUAAUCCGUAGUACAGACCUGCAGAUAGUUCAGUGCUUUCAAGCCUUAGCUCAAACAUAAGAUAGGGAAAUGCCUGAAUAGAUCCCAGCAUUUUGAGAGAGAAAAUGGCAUUAAAAAAGGAAACAAAAUGCACUUGUAUUAAUUACCUAAGUGUAUUGAAUAAUUCAAAACCUACAAAUUUCUACUUCUGCAUGUGCAGGCUUUGAAAACCUUUAUCUGCCUAUACUCAAUUGCUUACUCACUUGACGACUAGCUUUGCCAGGAGUCCACCUGCAUUCACUCCCACACUUGUCUUUUACAUUCCCCUAAAGUCCCAAGUUACAGAGAAUUGGUCCAUAAUGUUCAAAAUCAGAAAAUACAUGACAACAAAAAUCAGAACACUGUGAAGCCUCAAAAGGUUACAUGAACUCCCCAGUGGAGAUAUGCGCCUGCUGUGUUUCAGGGUCUCUUCACAUACUGUACUUUAUUUUCAGGUGCACACAGAAGUCAAUGUAGCAAAUAAAUGUUUGGAAAGCACAUGCAUCAUAUAUAUAGAAGCAGAUGCCAACAGUCCUCUGUUGACUUGCAUGCAACUCGUUAAUUUGUUACUGUGUUGUGGCCAUUGGAAGGCGCUCAAGCAGUGAAACAAAAUUCUACAGAUUUAAGGGAGCUAGGAGAGAACUCCUUAAUGCUGAAUAGCUGAGAUUUUCAGCAUUAUAUAGCAUUUCUUGACAAGUUGCAAGUGGAUUUGAAAAGUCAAACAUUUAAGAGACGUGUCUUUUGUACAGCACUCAUUUUCACAUGCCUCUUGUGUGUUGUCAAUUUGUAUGUAUGCAGGCAUCCAUUUUGUUGCUGCUUAUUUAUAAAGCACCUGCAAACUACUGGGAGGAGAGAGGUAUGUGUCUUCAUGAGUGUGGAAUCUAACAUUUGACAGCGGUACGAAAAUACAUUUUAUAGGGGUGGGAGAAGCAUUUGUUAUGGAUUGUAAACAAUCUUUUCAGACAAAACAAUUUUUUAAAAAACCUUGCCUUCUGCUCUCUAUUUUAUCAUCAGAGGAACCCUGUAAGGUGGGUGAGGCUAAGAUGCAGUGCUUUGCCCUAACUUAAGGCCCACUAGUGAGUGAAUUUCAUGCCUGAGUGGGGAUUUGAACCCUAGGCACUAUGCCACACCGUCUCCAAUUGCCAAUAUAACUUGAAUUUAAAUGUGGGAAAUUGCCUUUUGCCAGCACGAGGUUGUCCUCUUGUUGAACAACAGAGGCUUAAUAUGAGCUUUCCCCACUCGCCUCCCUCAGGUAAACGAGGGAGUUUCACUGGUCAGUUUCACCUAGGAAUGCAAACAGGGAGGGGCAUAUUAAUUCCUCUACAUUAGAUAACUCGUCACGUGUGAAGCUACUGGCGGGUUUUUUAUUGUAAUAAUGACACACGCUUAUGUAACGGCCGUGUAAUAACUGCAGCUGGACCCCUGACGCCCUAACCGCCUUCGCGCCUGUUUCAGUGAGGCGCGCGCUCAUCCCAGGUUGGCCGCGCUGAGGGGUGUCGCGCGUAUAUCUAUAGCAGGCCUGGCGAACGUCAGGGCCGACCUCCCCGCCCUUCCCUUAGCGCUGGUCUAACUCGGCCUUUGUGACCUCACAAAUGCGUGCGCUCUAGCCCCGCCCACGAGGAGCAUCUCGAUAUAAAAGGUCCGCCGGUCUCCUUCGCCGCUCCAGAGGAGGCUCCGGCAAGGGGCGAGGAGGGAGCUUUGGCGCAGCCGACUAACGAAUUAUUUUUUAAAGAAAGGUCGGGCCGCUUUGUGGUUUGGCUGAGCGAGGGAGCCCCCGUGUGGCUGAUGAGGAGAGCGAGCGGGUUGGAUGGGGAGCAAACAAGGAGCCGAGCGAGGGGCGGCUUCCUGCCUGCAGGGUUGCGAAGCCGGGCGGGGGGCGUACAGGGAAGGGCGUCGGAGUCCGGGCUCGAGGUCUCCGGAGCUGCGCCCUACUUCUUUCAGUUGUGGUUACUCCCCCCACGGGGAAGACUCCCAGCACAUUCCUCUGCAGCAUAACUAAACGAUUUGUGUCUUAAACACUAACAAACGUUAUUAUGGCAUAAACUUCGUGGACCACUUUGUCCACUUCAUCAGAUGCAUAUAUGUAUGUGCGUUUAUUUAGGUUUGAGUGGCAAUAAAAUACAGGUAUGGUGAUAAGGAUGUACUUAACUGUUUUGUGAAUGUGCAUAAUUAAUACUUUCUGCAUUUUAUUUCCCUUGCUGACCUCAUUUUUUACACCCCCACCCCCCAAAAAAUUCCCAUAUGUGUCCUGUAACUCGGUACUGUAUAACCUGAUAGAACCUUAUGCACCUGAUAGAAUCUUAUUCCAUAUUAAAUUUGUUAAUCUGUAAGGCAUCAUAAGAGUCUCUGGACAUUUUUCACCUGUUGCUAUUUACAGGUGUGAUUCAAGUGCAUACCUGCAAAUUCAGGUGGUGCUUUUUGUGAUUCCAAUACCUUGGAAGGUGAGGUGUGUAACCUUUCCCACAAACGUGCAAACAAAUCAAUAGGAAUGCUCAGUAAAUGGGCUUGGAAGCAACUUUUGUUGUUUUUGCUGCAGAAGUCUAACACCUUGAAAUGCUAUCUUGUAUUGAUGUUUGUUAGCUGCCUUGGGAGGGUUUACCCUAAUAGGCAGAAUAUAAAUGCACGAAAUGACAUCAUUCUACUGCUACCCUUGGGGGGGGGGUGCAAGUAGUUAGCAGUGUGAAUAGUUCAAGAAGGGAGGUGUGGAUUGCAGCCUUAACAUGGCUUCCCUUCCAAAAAUUCCCAUAAGAGGUUUACACAUGCUAAACUUCCUCAUUACCAUAGCUGCCAAGUUUUCCCUUUUCUCACGAGGAAGCCUUUUCAGCAAAAGGGAAUUUCCCUUUAAAAAAGGGAGAACUUGGCAGCUAUGUCAUUACUGUCCACUAGAGGCCCUGAAAAAUCACUGUGAGUGAUACCUUCCAUGUGGGUUAUGGGUAGAAAGUGGUUGUGUUUGUAGAAAACACCAGUUUCUCUUUUCAUCCAGUUUCUUUUCCUUACAGUUGUGAAAUUGCAGUAUUGUCUUCAAGUGGCAACAAUGCAUACCACAAAGCCCAGGAUGGUGGUUCCUUAUGGCCUCAAAACUCUACUUGAGGGAGUGAGCAGAGCAGUUCUGAAAGCCAGUCCCACUAACAUUAAUGAAUUUGCUGCUGUGUAUUUCAGGGAACUGAUACUUUUCCGAGAAGAACACCCUAAUUUAGACAUUAAAGACCUGGUGAGAGAGUUUCAUAUGACUAGAGUGGAAUGCUGGGCAGAAGGGACAGCAGGAGCGACGCAGGGGCCCCGCAAAAGGGCUGAUGUGGGAGAUGCAUAUAGGCCAGAGGCGGACACGACAGCUCCGAUGAGCGAUGAACCGAAACGGAAGGAGAAAUCGACUGACACAGAAGAGGACCAAAUAAGUGAAGAACCACGUCGUGAACAGUCCACCAAGACAACCCAGUACCCAUCGACCGUGGACGAAUUUGUAGACAGGGCUGGGGACGAAAAGGGAGCUGGGCUCGCCUACGUCCCGGCCGAUCCAGCCCAGCUGGCAUCCCAGAUGCUAGCCAUGGCAACAAGCGAACCAGGACAACCACCACCAUAUUCUAAUGUGUGGACUCUCUAUUGUCUAACUGAUAUGCAUCAACAAGGUCGCAAGUCACCACCACCCCUUCCACCUGUUGGAACUGGUGCUCCUGUUCCCCAGGCAACCCUAUUCAUAUCUAGUGGUAAGGACCAGCCGCAGUAUCUACAGCCGCAGAUGCUACAACAAGGCCAACCACCACAAGUGUCCUCUCCAACUUAUGUGAUGAUGGAAGAAGGGAAGAAGGGAAAUGCACCACCUUUCAUUUUAGUGGGCUCUUCUGUUCAGAAUAAACAGGACUGGAAACCCAUCCCUGGCCAUGCUGUCCUUGCACAGCAGGAUACUGGCGGGACUGUGAGGAGGUUCGCUACGAUACCCGUACCAGUUGCCAGGGCAGCAGAUCCGAAAAUGGCCAAUCCCAAUUUUAACUCUGCACAGGAUAGCGGCAGGCCUCCAACUCCAGUUUUUCUUUCAGUUGCCAUACCACUGGAAGAUGUGAUGAAUGGGAAGAAGGGCUCAGGAGCUGGGGAUAAAGCACCCUUUGCAGGCAGCUAUGGUAUAGCAGGAGAGAUCACAUUUACUACUGCCUCUAUGCGCAGGACAGAAUAGCAAAAGGAAGCAAUUCAUCCCAUCACAUUCUUUGCACAAUAGACCUGGGUUAUUUGGGUUCAUUGACCUGUUUGCAAAGCAACUGAAACAUCCUGCUGAAUUUAAUUAUACUGAAGAAACAGCAACAGUACCUAAAAUAAUUAAACUGAUUUUAAAUAUGGACAUGAAUCUGAACCAAGAGUUGAAUGUUUUCAUAAAUUGGGCUAUCGAGCCUCUUAGCCUGCCUGAUAUAUACAGUACUUUCUUCUUUUAGGAAAACUUUUUUCAUCCUGGAGUUUCCAAUGCAAUUAGAUGAACUCGUAUUGAAGUGUUUUGUUUUUAUCCCUAAUUAGCAGUCUUUAAAUCUUCCAAUUAUGAGAUUUCUGGCUGAACUAUUUUUUGGGGGGGGGGGGGAAUACAGCCACUGGAGCAACUGAAUAUCUAAUGUUCUACCAUUAGAAAGCACAAAAUUGUAUCACUUUUUAAUAUUGACACUAUCUGUCCUAUCAGUAUAACAUCUGUGUAAAAGGACCAGAAUGUGAGGUGUAAGCUGCCAAAAUUUCAAAUGAAACCUAAUAAAAAGAACAACAGUUCAAAAAUAUUCUUUCGAGUCAUUUCUCCAGUUUUAGAAAGUGUUGCUUACUGGCAAAUAAUAAUAAUAAAAGGUAUUUUAAAGUCCUAUUUUGGGAGACUGAAAUGGCUUCACAACCAUUGCUGUUAUUUGUGAAUAUAAUGUGCUGUACACUCAGUAUUUUCUACCAUUAUGAAAGAAACACACAAUGAAUAUUAAAUGUGGCAAAGAAACAGUCUAUUUGACAUAUUACUGCAUUCUGUAUUUAGCAUCAAAAUCACCUUGUUUGGACUGUGUAUACAAGAGUGUGUGCCUGCUUCCUUCAAGUUGGUAUAAUGUUGCAUGUACUUUACAAGCACAAUAAAGUUCAAGAUGUUUUUAUGAUCAGAAGUCGUUUAAAUGCCUUUUUAAGAAUGGGAGUGUAGGCUGCAUGUCACAAGGUAGCUCUGCAGCCCUAUCAUUCAACUUUCCCUGAGACACAUUUCAAAACCAACUUAAAUUGCAAGGAUGAUAAAAAAAACCCUCAACACUAGGCUGCCUAUGUAUGUAUGUUCACUCAGAUGCAUGCAUGUUCAUAGGCAAUGCAUGCCUUUUACAAUAAGGAAUGCAGACCUCAUGUUUUCAUGGAAUAUGGGUGGAAGUAUUACAUGUGUACUGUGUUUGCUCGAGGUAUGCAUCUAUUGAAGACUCAUGUGGAAAAGCACACCAAUUAGUACCGAGACUUAAGAAUUGCACAAAAAACACAAACCCACCCUGAGCUUGAAGCUACUUCACAAGUUCAAAAUGCAGACUCGUUGCAUUUAUUGGAUAUGAAUUCCAAAUUUUAAACUUCAAGACAGAAUUGUACCAAAAUUCUA
Molecule: messenger RNA, 6262 nt
Organism: Zootoca vivipara (common lizard)
Lineage: Eukaryota; Metazoa; Chordata; Lepidosauria; Squamata; Lacertidae
Source: RefSeq, a predicted model, not a curated record